AGACACUGAAAUGGAUUUGGAGGAGCUCAGUCACAGCGUUUUUCUCUCACCUGUGAUCUUUCACUUUACCCUCGUCGUCGUUUUGCUGCUUUUCACACCUGUAACCGGUGAGCUGGAGGUGAUUGGUCCACCUCAACCAAUCGUGGCCGCUCCAGGUGAUGAUGUCAUCCUGCCGUGUCACGUGGAGCCUCCUUUUAACGUGGCGGGAUUGACAGUGGAGUGGUCGCGUCCCGACCGCCAGCCGGACCCCAAUGACCGCCUGAGCCGGGUCGAGUACGUGCAUCUCUACCGGGACAGGCAGGAGGUCCCGGACAUGAAGAUCUCCUCGUACGUCCACAGGACGGCGCUGUUCGCAGGCGGCCUGAGUCACGGAAACAUAUCGCUCCACAUCGCUAACGUGACGCUCGCAGACGGCGGGAGAUUCAAAUGUUUCAUCCCGAAGUUACAGAGCCAAACGCGGUACUCCAUCGUUCAUCUUGUCGUUGAGCCAACGUCAUUUAGGACAACAGAGACACCACUGCAGCCUGUAAGUCCAGAUCUGGAGGACGAGGACUUCACAGGUGGGCUGAACAGACUGAUCCCCGUCGUGUUUUUCUGCAUCUUGCUGGUGAUCGCUAUUGUGGGAAUCACAGGAUAUUUGAUUUGGAGGUGUCGAAAAAAGGAACAUAGGAAAGUACCCGUGGUGUAGGUGCUUUCCUCAGGAUUACGUUGGUCCACAGAGAUGAGAGAACUUCGCACGUAUCUCUGGAUCUUUUCAAUCUUCUUCUUUAUAAAAUGAAGGAAACAGACUCCAGAAAAUCCUGUAGGUUUGUCUGAUUUGGACAUGAAUUUGCACUGAAGCCCUUUUUAGGAUCAGCAGGUUAAACGAGGACACUGUUGCAUUUACAUGAAUUUGAAUUUUAUUUCUAUGUAGCUUUGCAUGUGACUUUCAGUUGGAGACACAGGAUUAUUAUAUCACAUAACUUUGCAUUGCAAAAACUGCACGCCUACUAAUCUGUUGUAGGCGUGCAGGCUCUGUUGUUUCUGCCACUGAGUUGAAACAACCCAGCGACAGAGGAAAUGUUUGUACAUUGUGCAUUUCAUAUGCAGCAGAAGUGUUGAAACGUCUUUUUUCUUACAUUUCAAGAACACUGUUUGACGCAUGGUUAUGUAUUGGCACAAAAAUAAGUUUUGGCUCAAAAUAAGAGGUUUUGAUGCCACAAUCGCAGCUGAAAAUGUCCAAAUGACUCCCUGAAAAACACGUUUUGGUGCCACUGGUAAUGUUAAAAAUCACCCAGUUUUUGUGCCACAGCUGGACAUGCCCCAAAGUUUUGCCAAAACUCAAAUAACCUGGAUCAGAACUAUGUUAAACUGCAUAGUCCCUAUCAAAUAAAACAGAGCUGCCUCAAUGUCUGGCUUAAAAAGUGGUUUUGGUGCCACAGCUGCAUGUGUAAGCGCCAAAAAACAGCUGUGAGGAGAUGCAGGCCGCUGGCAGGUUGUGCAGCAUCCAUCAAGUGCAAAAUAAAAAGUUUGAGUGUUUUUUUUAAGCUGUGAUUCGUUCGAGCAGCAAAAUCUAAUUUAUGGAGUUAAAGGGUCACGUGAAAAAACUUUAAGAACUUUUAAGGAAGCAUCAAAGUGUGAUUCGGAGGAGAAUGGUGUUUAAAAAUACAGAAUUUAGUGGCACAUUUCGGGGUUCAUUUCUGUUUGAAUGGUUACUGACUGAAGCUCGAGGUUAUUUUUGUUUUUUCAUUGAUAUAUGCAUGUAGACAUAAUACACCUCAAACCAGAUGCUGAUGCACGUGUGCAUGUACUCAAUGUAGUCAAAGUACUUCCAUUUUUCGGUUUUGAAGCUGUUUUGGGGAAUGCAGCUGCAGUUUCUCAGUGUCUGAGCUAAUUUGACUUUUAUAUUGAAUGACCUCUUGAUUCUUUUGUGAAAUAAAUAUUUGUACAUAUGUUAUAUUCAUUUGUAGCGUGAGGGAGCGACAACUUACAUUUCACUGUGUGAUUUUGUGAUAUAAAUGUGAAAAAACCUUUUAAACCCUGUAACAGUGACUGUCAGAGUACCUUUAGUAUUUAACCCUUUGAAACUUGAGCAAAUUGGCCACAUGGAAAAAGAAAUGAGUAACUGACUCAGAAAUGGAGCUCAAAUUACCAGAAAAUCACCUGAAAAUAGCACAAAAUGGAAGAAUAACAAAAACAGGAAAUGACC
Plectropomus leopardus (leopard coralgrouper) is the source of this 2188-nucleotide messenger RNA. Its product is annotated as myelin-oligodendrocyte glycoprotein-like. Gene Ontology annotation, biological process: T cell receptor signaling pathway; regulation of cytokine production. Gene Ontology annotation, cellular component: external side of plasma membrane. Gene Ontology annotation, molecular function: signaling receptor binding. The record is from RefSeq and is a predicted model, not a curated record. Lineage: Eukaryota; Metazoa; Chordata; Actinopteri; Perciformes; Serranidae.